CUGUGUCAUCUCAACCUCUUCCUUGUAGUGCUGUCGUUUGUCUGGUGUGGGUGAGAAGGACAGAAACAGACACUGGAGCAGGGUCAGGCCUAAAAAGGAGCUUCCUAUCAGGGCUCCCCAUAUGCAAAACCCAACUGCGAGCCAUAGGACAAGGGGGUUUAUUGGAUAUGGCCUCCAAAACAUUUAACAGAAUGAAGAAGAAGAGAUAUUUAUAGCUAUGAUACAGUCCUCAGAGAUCACUGAGAGGAACCAAGAAUGGGAUACUUCAGGAAAGAACAUUGAGGACAUUAUGGAGGUACUCCAAGCUGCUGAUCAGUUGUCAACAGAUAAUGUCUUUAAAACUCUCAAGUCGCUAAAAGUUAAAAUCCUAAACAACAAGAUGGUACCUCCACUAUGCCAGAAGGUGACCGAUAUCUUCGUUGACUACCUGAGGACCACGUUAAUCUUUCUUUUCCAGAAGCCCGAGGGAGAACUGGAGGAGCUGUGUACUAUGGUCCUAAUGGCUCUGGGGUUCCAGUCUCCAGGAAUGGUCAUCUUUAAGCUGUGGGACAGAUGGCACAACACCUUGCCCCCAAACUGCCUCCUGACUGCAGUGGGGAGACUCAUCCACCGCCAGGAUGCAGCUUCAUAUGUUGGGGUCACAUGGGAAUAUAUCCUACGCCUUCUGAGGAUGGCCCAAACAGAGGAUGAUAUGUUGGCAUUAUGUCAUGUGCUCAAAGGACUGGUCAUCAGUGCCCGGAAACAUGUGGAUUUGUCCACUACAGAUGAUGAAAUAAUGGACAUCACAAAAGAGGCUGUGUCCUUCAAGGCUUAUCUCACCCUCAGGCUUCUCUUCAAUCGUUGGUCCCUAAAGACCAACAACAAGGUGACAGAGCAAGCUAUGGUAAUAAUCGGUCACCUCUUCUUCCUCAUGCCAUCCUCCAAACUCAAGAAUGAAGUGAACCGGUUAACCCGAUGGCUUAUGACUUUGGUAUCUGCAAAAGUGACACCUUUCUACAUUUCCCAGUGUAUUUACCAACUUAUGGAUGCUCUGGCUCUUAGUGGAUGUGGAGGUAUAAACUUGGAAUCCCAGCUGGAAAAUAUUACAGACAUGCUGUUCAAUCAGCUGAGUGAAACAGUCCAGGAGUCAGAGCCUCACUCUGCACGGAACCAUAUCUUUGCCCUGAAGGCUUUCUACACCCUAUCCAAGUUAUACAAUGAUCAGGUGGUAUUCUUAAUACAAAAGACCAUGAAAACCAGUGAUCCAGCCAAGAUAGUAUCAGCCCUUCAAGUUUUCAUGGAUGUGUUUCCAGAAGUGCCCCAGACAGAGCAACUGAAGAAUGAAGUGAUGCAUUCCGUCAUCAUCAUGAUUCAGGACGAUCUCAAACCAGUACGGAAGGCCCUCCUGCACUUCAUCGAGAUGCUGGGCCGGCAUGACUACUUGGCCGUGCCCCAGGGGAAUAUCAUCAUCAACUAUGUCAUCAAGCUCAGCGAGUCUGCCUGCUCUAAUGAAGAGGACAUCCAACGAAUGUGUUCCGAAAUCCUACAGAUGGUGUCCUUGCCCAAACUGAUCACGUUGGCAUGCCAGCCCAGCAACACCUUGGCCUUCGUGCUGCUGAGUAAGAUAGCCACAAACAUGGCUCUGAAGGCCCGGUCCCUGGGCCAGGUUCCCUAUCUAAGCAGCUUCCACCUCAGCCCUACCCAGUUCAUCUCCCCACAGAAACUUCUGACCCAUCUUGUGGUGUUUUCCCUGAAGUCCUAUAGAGAAAGGGAGCUUGGGAUAAGCUCUCUAAGGCUACUACAUGCCCUGCAUCCUAUCACCUCCUUGCACCCUGUUAUCAACUCAAAUGUGGGCCAGCUGUGGAUGAAGGAGAUCCCCCAGAUGUUGCAGAUUCUGGAUGAUCACACUGAGAAGAAUCUGGAUCAGGAGGAGUGGGAGGACAGGCUGCUCCAGUUUUCAAGUCGGUCGUUAGUGGCCAUCAAUGAUGACAGCUGGCUGGAGCAACUCAUCAAGGUUGUCUUGGAGAGGAUAAAUUAUUUCAGCGAUGGUGAGGAGAAGGAUUUCCUGUAUAAAUUCUUUGGAUUUACCUUGCGGACCUCAAGGAAUAUGAAACUGGUGAAGAUGAUGCUUUCCUCUAUCCUACAAAGUGUCCAUGAAGACCUGCAGGAGAGGGAGGGCAUUGCUACAGCACUGAGUAUCGUGUCCAUGAAGUAUCUGAAGAUAGUCCUGGACCAACUUCAAGAGUACAGUGCUAUCCUCAUGGACAAGGGCUCAUCAUUCAUCCUCAAACUAAUGAAGGAACAUCAGCAAAGGGAAUGGGGGUUGGUCUGUAACAUCAUCUACUUAAGCUAUAGCAAGAUUAUUUUCAAGAGCAAGGGAGGCAUCGUCACACAUUUGGACAACAUCCUGGCUUUGGCCCUCCAACACUACCGCAACUGCAUUGUUGAAAAGGAUAAGAACCUGAAGCUGGAGUACCUGGGCGCCUUGAGCAAGCUAACAAACAUCAUUAGCAGCCAGCCUAUGGCCUUUCAGUUCAAGUUCGUUCAGAAACUAGAAAUUGUAACCUUCAUGGUGGAGUUAAUCAAGGAGGAGCCAUUGAAUUCCAUCUCCAGCUCCGUUAGGCUGAGGGCGAUGAAUAUCAUCACUGACUUCAGGAACCUCAGUCCCCUCACAGAGGUGGAAGAAAGAACAGAUCUUCUCCGAACAUGCUGUAAGAGUGUGCUCUGCCUGCCACCCACAGAAGUUUUGCUGAAGGAGGCAUCCAGUUCCCAGGAGGCCGAAGGCACUGUGGAUUUGUACAGGGAGACCCUGCAAUCCCUUCUAAAGCUAAUGGAGACACUUAUUUUUGAGAUGCCUUCUCGGAUCCAGAACUCCUUGGAGGUUCUGGACACAUGGCUGAAUUCCCAAAAGGACAAUGAGAGGGAACGGGCCAUGUGGUGUGCUGCCCAUAUUCUUGGCUUCACUGCAAAAAUGAAUAACGUUGGAAUGGACAUUGAGUUCACUCGGCUGGGGCGUUUGGUAAGGCUGCUGGCCAUGCGCUGCCAGGACCCAGUGGACAACAUCUGCUUCCUGUCUGCACAGGCUGUCUACAACCUCUACUGUAUCCUCCUGCUGCAAAAGCAGAUGGGAAGGAAAAAACAGGGCUUGUGGGAAGAAGAGGGCACGAGUGAAGUCUAUAGCCCCAACGUGUUCUAUAACAACACCUUUGAGAUUGCCAAGGCCUUUGCAGAGUACUUCACGCAGGUGCAGCUCACCACCCUGGUGCUGACGGCCAUGGAGGGCCUGACCGACAGCAGGGCCAAGGUGUCUCUGGCGACGGCCCAGCUGAUGAGCGCGGUCAUGAAAGAGCGGGGCCGAGACAUGAUUAAGAUCGAGGAAAUCGUGGAGGGGAUCCUGGACCGGCUCAACUCCCAGCUGGAGCCCAGCACAAAGGAGGAGGUUGUGCGGGGCAUGUGCUUGCUGGCCGGCAACAACACCCAGAGUGUUGUGCCUUUGCUUCUCAGCAAGUCCCUGCCUUGGGAUAGAACCAGUCUGGCCCUAUGGAAGGCAUUUGGCACUCAGCGAGAGACCACGAUCAGCGUCCUGCAGCUGCUCAUAGGCAUCCUGGAAAAACCCCACUCCAGAGAGGAGACUGAGGAGAUGGCCUUCCAACCUGUGGCGGUGACAUGUGCCCUGUGUGAGAUGCUCUCAGGGUCCCUCUGCCAGGAGGCUGUCCAGGAGCUCUACCCUCGGCUCUUGAUGGCUAUAUUAUGUCAUCUCUGCUGGGUGAUUGAGCAAAAUGUCCCCCAGAAGAUGGUGGUCUAUAGCAAGGAGGGGGGCCCAGGCAGCAAGAGCAAGCCCUUUGACUCCACGAGUUGUGCCCUGGAAGUCGUGAAGUUGGUGUUCUUGGCUGCUGCAUAUGAUGGAGUGGUGACCUAUGCAAAUCAGCAUCACUGCUGGGACCUUCUGUCCUGCCCCAGGUUUUACUACAUAGGGAUCAUGGACCUGACAAGCAACUGCUGGCUUCCUGUGUCCCACCCCAGCGGCAUUGUGAAGACCUGUGAGCCUGCCGUCCUGCACCGGGUCCUCAACCUUGUCAGGAACUACCUCUAUAGCUCCAGCUACCAUCGGAGGAUCCUGGCCAGGACUUUCUAUGCACAGCUCCUCUGGCACCGGUCAGUGGCUCAGACUCUGGGACAAGACUUUCUGAGCAAUCUGAUCAAGUGGGUCAAAGACCCCAACCUCAUUAUGAAAGAAGUCGGGCUUCGUGGAAUCAGUAACCUGGCACUGCACCCAGGACAAUCAGAAUCGCUGAAGAGCCAGGUUCCAUUUUUGCGAGACUUGCUGAAGAAUGAAGCACGAGUAACAGUGCAGGCAGUCAAGAGCCUACGGAACAUCAUCUGUCAUGGGAAAGGAGAGGACACGAAGGUGGUUUUUUGCAGCAUCUCCAAGCAACUUCGUCCACUCAUCAAUGACGAGAGGGACCAGGUGAAGAUCUCGGCCACCUCUGCCCUGGGCUACAUGUUGCGUCACAUUUACAAAUUCAAGCCUGGACUCUCCACCAGAAGAGAGAUCUACAGUUUCCUAGUCCCGCUGCUACUUAGCUUUCAGGAUAACAACCCUGAGGUAGUCAAGGCCUGCGGAGGGGCCCUGACAGAGUGGACCACUGUGAUCGGCUGGUCCUCCCUCACCCAGAUAUUCAAGCAUGCCACCCUCAGCGAUCACAUCCACGUGUUGGAAGAGACGUGCAAGUACCUGGUGAGCACAAGCAAAACCCAGCUGGUGGGGGACUUAUUGUCCCAGAGCUUUGACUUCCUGAAGAGCCCUCAGUCCUUCCUAAGGGCAGCUGCCAUCAACUUAAUAGGAUUAACAACUAAGAAGCUAAACAUGACUCAAAUAGAUGAUGAUGAUGUGGAGGUCAUACAGAAUGCUGUUGGAAGUCUGAGGAAUGAUCCUGUGGAGUCUGUGCAGUCUUUGGUCAAUACAACUCUGAAAAAAAUUGAUGAAUAUGUUAACCCCGGGUUUGUCGCUACUUCCAGGUUGAGUCAGCUGAGUAAUAACAUCUUCAAAGUCACAGGCAUGAAAACCCCAAAAAGAAAGAAGCGGCUGUUUAAGAGUGUCAAACGGGAAAGAGAUGACAAUCAGAAAAUCUGGAAGUGGCUUCAAAGCCCUCUGAAUCUACUGCGCAAGCGGUCCAAUAGGAGGGUGAAAAAUAGUCCAGUCAUAAUAGGCAAUUCAGAGAAAUAGUCAGUAUGGUCACAGGUCCCGACAUCUGGAAGUCCACCUGCAGAGGCCGGGGCCGCCUAAACUAAGUUGCUCCAACUGCUCUGGGACUAAAGCCUUUUCCAUUUGUUUGUCCAGAUGUCAGGACUUUGCCUCCCAGUAGCUCUCCGACCAUAGUCCCACUGGAUGGGCUACUUUAGGAUUACACCCAAGGAGGCACUUUUGAUCUUAGAAGACAACAGUGUGUUUCUGGUCCUUUGUCUCCCUUGGGGAUUUCUGGCCACCAGCAUAUUCAUUUGUCAAUAAAACUUAUUUUC
Molecule: messenger RNA, 5499 nt
Organism: Mustela erminea (ermine)
Lineage: Eukaryota; Metazoa; Chordata; Mammalia; Carnivora; Mustelidae
Product: maestro heat-like repeat-containing protein family member 1
Exons: 42
Coding region: 218-5206 (1662 amino acids)
Cellular component (GO): cytoplasm
Source: RefSeq, a predicted model, not a curated record